This is a messenger RNA of Morone saxatilis (striped sea-bass), 4162 nucleotides long. It is a transcript of the gene lonp2, whose product is annotated as lon peptidase 2, peroxisomal. Gene Ontology annotation, biological process: protein quality control for misfolded or incompletely synthesized proteins; protein processing; protein catabolic process. Gene Ontology annotation, molecular function: ATP hydrolysis activity; ATP binding; ATP-dependent peptidase activity. The transcript is spliced from 17 exons. Gene Ontology annotation, cellular component: peroxisomal matrix. The coding region runs from base 1 to 2532 and encodes 843 amino acids. The record is from RefSeq and is a predicted model, not a curated record. Lineage: Eukaryota; Metazoa; Chordata; Actinopteri; Moronidae.
AUGACCUCCGACGGUGGGAUUCAGAUACCGAGCCGCCUGCCGCUGCUGCUGACCCACGAAGGGGUGCUGCUGCCGGGCUCCACCGUCCGGCUCAGCGUGGACUCUCCGCGGAACAUGCACCUGGUCAGCCAGCGGCUGCUGAGGGGGACUUCGCUGAAAAGCACAAUCAUAGGAGUGAUUCCCAACACCAGAGACCCAGAGCACGACACCGACGACCUCCCCACGUUGCAUAAAAUUGGUACAGCAGGGAUAGCAGUGCAGGUGGUGGGCAGUAACUGGCCAAAGCCCCACUACACCCUCCUCAUCACCGGAUUGUGCCGCUUUAGUGUGUCAAGCCUGCUGAAGGAGCGGCCAUUCGUCCUGGCCGAGGUGGAGCAGCUGGAUAAACUGGAUCAGUACACGACCCCAGCCACAGAGGGUGUCACAGCAGAAGAUGGAGAGCUGGGGGAGCUAUCCCAGAAGUUCUACCAGGCUGCUGUACAGUUGUUAGGUAUGUUGGACAUGUCGGUUCCAGUCGUGGCUAAGUUCAGGCGUCUUUUGGACAGUCUGCCCAGGGAAACUCUACCUGACGUGGUGGCCUCCAUGAUCCGCACCUCAAACAAGGAGAAGCUACAGGUCCUGGAUGCGGUGAGCUUGGAGGAGCGAUUUAAGAAGGCUUUGCCUAUGUUGACCAAGCAGAUAGAGGGGCUAAAACUGCUGCAGAAGACCAGAAAAAUAAGUCCUGACAAUGAGAAGAGGGUGUUAUCGGUGCGUAAAGGUGGAGUGUUCCCUGGUCGGCAGUUCAACCUGGACGGGGAAGAUGAAGAUGAGGAUGGUGAUGACACUGCAGUCUUGGAGAGGAAGGUCCACGGGGCCAACAUGCCUGAAGCUGCGCUCAGAGUUUGCCUCAAAGAGCUUAAGAGAUUGAAGAAGAUGCCUCAGUCCAUGCCCGAGUACGCCCUGACCAGAAACUACUUGGAUCUAAUGGUAGAAUUACCAUGGAGCAAAAGCACCAAGGACUGUCUGGACAUCCGAGCCGCUCGUACUUUAUUGGACAACGAUCACUACGCCAUGGACAAGCUGAAGAGACGCGUGCUGGAGUACCUGGCUGUUAGACAGCUGAAGACUACACUGAAGGGCCCCAUCCUCUGCUUUGUGGGACCCCCAGGAGUUGGUAAGACCAGUGUGGGACGCUCCAUAGCCAGGACUCUGGGCAGAGAGUUUCACCGCAUUGCUUUGGGAGGCGUCUGUGACCAGUCUGACAUCCGAGGACACAGACGUACGUAUGUCGGGAGCAUGCCCGGCCGCAUUAUCAACGGUUUGAAGACCGUAGGCGUCAAUAAUCCUGUGUUCCUCCUGGACGAGGUGGACAAACUUGGGAAGAGCCUUCAAGGAGACCCUGCGGCUGCACUGUUAGAGGUCCUGGACCCGGAGCAGAACCACAGCUUCACAGACCAUUACCUCAACGUGGCCUUUGACCUCUCCCAAGUGCUGUUUAUUGCCACUGCAAACACCACAGCGACCAUUCCCCUGGCCCUGCUGGACCGGAUGGAGGUGCUGCAGGUACCAGGCUACACGCAGGAGGAGAAAGUGGAGAUAGCUCACCGUCACCUCAUCCCAAACCAACUUGAGCAGCAUGGAUUAACACCACAACAGCUGCAUAUACCGCAGGACACCACGCAGGAUAUUAUCAGCAGGUACACUCGUGAGGCAGGCGUGCGCUCCCUGGAGAGGAAGAUUGGGGCCAUCUGUCGAGCCGUGGCUGUGAAGGUCGCUGAAGGUCACAGAGUCACUAAGACGGAGGCUUUGACCCCCGAGUCCCAAACCCAGCAGGGAGACAAGGUGGCGCCUCCAGAGAUGCCCAUAGUGAUCGACCACAUCGCCCUGAAAGACAUCCUGGGACCUCCGCUGUUUGAAAUGGAGGUGUCUGAGCGGCUCACCCUGCCCGGUGUAGCUCUGGGCCUGGCCUGGACUCCCCUUGGAGGGGAAAUCAUGUUUGUGGAGGCCAGUCGAAUGGAGGGAGAUGGUCAGCUCACUUUGACCGGUCAGCUGGGAGACGUUAUGAAAGAAUCCGCCCAUCUGGCUAUCAGCUGGCUCCGAACGAACGCCAAAACCUACCAGCUCACCAACAUGGUGGGGGGUCCAGAUCCGCUAGAAGGGGCAGACAUCCACCUCCACUUCCCCGCUGGAGCUGUCACCAAGGAUGGCCCCUCUGCAGGUGUUACCAUAGUAACCUGCCUAGCCUCGCUGUUCAGCGGCCGGUUGGUCAGAUCAGAUGUUGCCAUGACAGGAGAGAUCACACUGAGGGGGCUGGUGCUGCCGGUGGGCGGGAUCAAGGACAAGGUCCUGGCGGCCCACAGGGCAGGAGUGAAGUGCGUCAUCCUCCCCAAACGCAACGAGAAGGACCUUGAGGAGCUUCCGGCUAACGUCCGAGCCGACCUUGACUUUGUCGCCGCCGGAAACCUGGACGAGGUGCUGAACACCGCCUUUGAUGGAGGGUUUCCAGGGACAGCCAGUACCCACACACACCCUCAGCUGACCAGCAAACUGUAACACACAGAUGAAAAUACACACACACUGACAAUGUGACGUGAAGAAGGCGUUCCUGUUAUUCAGCUGGUCCAUCAGAGUGCGUGCUCUGCUCUAAUGGUGAUACGUUAUGUUAUUAAUCUUUAACCCAGUGAAAGGUUCUUUGCUGUUGAUAUUUUAAUUUUUAAGGAUUUAAAGGAUUAUUUUCCUACUGAAGAGAUCAUUUAAGGUUUAUUAAGCUACAAUUCAGUUUACACAAAACAACUCCCUUUAUGUGACGUUCUACUGGUAUGAUCAGAUAUUGGCGAGGGCUGGAUAUCGGUCAAAAAUGUUCAAUGCUGAUUCCCUGAUUUCGAUACCGGGUCCUCAAACAAUCUUUUUUUCGAUACCAAUUCUCUAAAAUCCAUUCUAACAAAAAGAAAAUUACAUUACGGUACUUUUUGGGGUUCACUCAGUUGUUCUAGGUUGACAAGAUUGGACUACAUUGACUUAUAAAUGCAGCAGCACAUGGGUGAGCACCUGUUGCCCUCACUGAUUUAGUUUGUCACAGUUUGAGUUCAGUGCAGUCUGCCGAGAUUGUUUGUGUGUGUGGUGAUGGUCUGGAUACCUGCAGCCUGUUGGAAUGAUUGUGUUUAUAAUCCAGUGUGGCCCAACAUCCGUUAUUUGUUGGAUGUUUUUUUCUAUUUUGGGAUGAAUUAGCUGUGCACAUUGUAUAACAACAAAGGACUACAGUUAGUAUCAGAUUUCAUAUUUAACUUCAACUUUUCUGGCAAAAUUAAUUAAACUCAUUAAAUGUCAUAUGAAUCAUAUAGAGAAAGUGACAUAAUGGUUGUGGAGACUAGUCAUAAAUAUAACUGUAUACAUCAAUAAAUAAUAUUGCUACUUAAAAUAAAGUGUAAAAACUGAUAUGAAGGUUAGAUUUCCUGUUUUUCGUUCCUGUUCUUCGGUUUUGGCACAUAUUUAAUCAUUUAUUUAUUCCUUUAUUUUCCCCCCCACAGCAUUUCCCCCAGACUUAUUUCCAAGAAACGUGCACUUGAAGAAAAAAAUGAUGUUAGAAAUAGAAACAUGGUGUCUGUGAACUUCUGCGUAAAGGAUAACGAUAAUGCGCUCGUAUUACUUCUCACUGUCUAUUCCAAUUAUUUAAAUGUACUACAAGCAGUUUAUAAAUGGUUAUGAAGUAUCCAUUUAAUACUGAUGCUUCUAUAUGACCUAUUUAAACUAACAAGACCAUCAGCAACAUGUUUCUAUAUAGUUGGAUUCCUCUUGAAUUAAUAAAACAAGAUUUUGUCCACGGGGGCCGCCAGAAUCAGCAAAAAAGUUAUUUUUUUGAAAGGAACUUUAACAAUUUAACUUUAUUUUAGAGUUCUUUAUUGGAGCUUUAUGAUAUCUAACAGCACUGUGUUCAUACAGUAUUCCCCACAGAUUAGAAGCACUAGUGGUGUGUACCCACAAUGCUGUACUUCGGCUGAGGUGGUGACUAAAGAACAGGUUGAAAUGACUCUAAUUAAUGUGAAAAUGGGUGGGGUAUAAAAACGGUUGCACUAAUCACUUUUAAAUAUAACACAACUCGAAUUUCAUACUAACUCAAGAUGAACUUGUGUCUUUUAAUAACUGUAAAAAUUGAGAGUUGAAUUAAAGAUGCUUGAAAUCUUGA